Xiphias gladius (swordfish) is the source of this 1358-nucleotide messenger RNA. It is a transcript of the gene dmac2l, whose product is annotated as distal membrane arm assembly component 2 like. NCBI's taxonomy places the organism in Eukaryota, Metazoa, Chordata, Actinopteri, Istiophoriformes, Xiphiidae. The record is from RefSeq and is a predicted model, not a curated record. Bases 110 to 685 code for a protein of 191 amino acids. The transcript has 5 exons.
CCCAGCCAAUGGCACUGCAGUAUCUUAACACGUCAAAGAGUCAAAGGUUACAGCGAUGGACGCCACCCAAAUGUAAACACCCUGUUCUGUUGGAGGACAGCUCACGGAUAUGAGGCUUUUAUCGAAGGCAGUGCAGGGAGCAGUGAGCCGCAGGCAUUUCUGGGGAUGGCUCAAUGCAGUUUUCAACAAGGUGGACUACGAGAGGAUCAAAGCUGUUGGCCCGGACCGAGCCGCAGCAGAGUGGCUGCUGAGAUGUGGUGCAAAAGUCAGGUUCCAAGGUUUCGAACGCUGGCAUCACGACUACAACGGACUGCCGACUGGGCCUCUGGGCAGAUACAAGAUCCAGGGGAUUGACGCUACCGAAUCCUGCAUCAUGUACAGGGGGUUUGACCACCUGGAUGGUUUGAAAUACGUGGAGGAAAUCAAGUUGAACAAGUGCAUCUACAUUGAAGACGCCUGCCUGGAGAGGCUGAGCUCAAUAGAGAAUCUGCAGGAGAGCUUGUACAUGAUGGAGGUGGUGUCGUGUGGAAAUGUAACCGAUAAGGGCGUCAUCGCCCUGCACAAACUCAGGAAUCUGGAGUAUCUGUUUCUCAGUGACCUGCCGGGAAUCAAAGACAAACAGACGACAGCCGACAGGCUACAGACAGCACUUCCACGUCUGGACAUAGCGCUGGACCUGGACUGACAGCUUCUUGCUUUCUAGAGCACGUUAAAAUUGUAAUGUAUGGACGCCGUUGAAAGAUUUCCAAAGUAAAAGACCCCAUCUUGUAGAAGGAAAGACUGGAGUGUGUAGGGCUGGGAUCGUCCAAGAAGCAGAUCCGUCAGCUCAAAUGUGUGAAGUGUAUUUACAUGCAAAUGUGAUUAUGUGCGCCAUUCAUUAUGUUCAAGUCUUUCUUCAAGGAGAUAGUGCAGAGCAAGGUCUGGGUUAAUGGGAAAUAUUUAAUAUGACUGAGCGUUAAAGAAACAGUCCAGCAAAGAGAGAGGUCAAAGCACUUUAUAUUGUUGACUCCAUUUUUUUUUUUUUUUUGAUAGAAUAAACCUUUCUUUACUUUAUUAUACUCUCAACAUUCAAGGUAAUAAAAAUGACUCCAUAUGGGGGUACACAGAGAAAAACGAUUUGUGAAAAUGCUGAAGAUUUCGAGGAUUCAAGAGUCUUUUAAAUCAUUUCUCUUUAGAUUAAUUUGGCAUUUGUACAAUAUCUGAGGACAGACAGAUGGCUGAAAACAUCCUUAGCACCAAAGUUCCAGAGAUAAUGAGUACAACGUGGUAUUGUUACUGCUAAAUGCUAGUGAAGGUAGGUUAAGGGAAUGUUUAUGACUGUAUUCGCUACUGACGUCAAUAAAUAUGUUCAGAAAAUG